UGCUCUAUGUCAAAUGUCAAAUUUAUAUGUCAAAUGUCACAUGCACAUGUUUACAAAAUUUUCAAAAUAAAUCUUAUGUUUCAAUUAUUUGUUAGUUUCUUUUUUGUAGUUAUUACACGAUGGUGACCGAUAAUGCAGACUUGACAGACUUUAAAUUGAAACCAAUGAAAUGUGAAUUCAAUUAUCUCAGUAAAUCAGAUGGGUCCGCUAUACUAUCGCAAGGUGAAACAGUAGCACUGGUGAGUGUGAACGGACCUCAGGAUAUAAAGAUGCAGAGUCAGAGCAUAGAGAAGUCCACACUUGAGGUCAUCUUCAGCCCUAAGGGUGGAAAACCUUCAGUUGGAGACAGGUACAAAGAGAAUGUGAUCAGACAGACAUCCGAGACAGCCAUACUGGGCUGUCUGUACCCACGCACAGGCAUUACAGUCACUAUACAGGAGUUAGAAGAUUUUGGAGGGCUCCUGUCCUGCUCAGUGAACUGCGUGUGCCUCGCUCUCCUGAACUCAGGCGUGGCCAUGCGGUGCGUGUUCGCGGCGGUGAUGUGCGCUAUCGACGACAGCGGGAACAUCACCCUGGACCCCGGCGCUGCUCAGCUCGAGACGGCGCGGGCGGUCAUGAACUUCGUGUUCGAUGGACGGGACAGAAGUCUAAUCACUGGAUUUACGGAGGGUAACUUCAGUGAGGAUGCGUACAGAGAGGCAUUAGAGAGAUGUCGGGCCGCUAGCGAGCUCGUGUUCACCUUCUACAGAGAUAUUGUCAAGAAAUAUUCUAAUGUUAUCGGAUAGUUAUUAUAUUGUCUUUAGAA
Molecule: messenger RNA, 805 nt
Organism: Manduca sexta (tobacco hornworm)
Lineage: Eukaryota; Metazoa; Arthropoda; Insecta; Lepidoptera; Sphingidae
Gene: Rrp46
Product: exosome complex component RRP46
Exons: 5
Coding region: 120-785 (221 amino acids)
Biological process (GO): U4 snRNA 3'-end processing; rRNA catabolic process; nuclear mRNA surveillance
Cellular component (GO): cytoplasmic exosome (RNase complex); nucleolus; nuclear exosome (RNase complex)
Source: RefSeq, a predicted model, not a curated record